Molecule: messenger RNA, 994 nt
Organism: Lactuca sativa (garden lettuce)
Lineage: Eukaryota; Viridiplantae; Streptophyta; Magnoliopsida; Asterales; Asteraceae
Product: stem-specific protein TSJT1
Source: RefSeq, a predicted model, not a curated record
UACAAACAUUCUAACAAUCACAAUCAUCUAUUCAUUUGAUACACAAAUCUACAUCUCUUUUGUUUAUUUUCAAGAAAAAUAUGUUGGCUAAUUUCAAGAAAGGUUUGGUGAGUGCACCAAAAGAACUUUUUAGUCCAUCACAUGAUCAACAACGCAAAUAUCAUUAUCAAAAUCAAGAUCCUAUGAACCAUUUCUUGAAUUCCAAUCCCAAUUCUCUCUCAUUUUCUUUUGGAAAUGAUGCUUCUUUGGCGUUUGAUCCUUCUUCCCAACAAAGGUUGUUUAGUAGCAUGGAUGACAUCUAUUGCAUAUUCUUGGGAGGUCUAGACAACUUAUGCACCCUUAAUAAGCAAUAUGGGCUAACAAAGCUAGCCAAUGAGCCCAUGUUUGUGAUCCAAGCUUACAAAACUCUUCGUGAUCGUGGCCCAUACCCGGCCCACUCAGUCCUCAGGGAGAUGGAGGGUAGUUUUGGGUUUAUACUCUAUGAUCUCAAGGCUAAAACUGUCUUUGUCUCACUUGGUGCCGAUGGAGGAGUGAAGCUUUUCUGGGGCAUAGCGGCUGAUGGCUCGGUGGUAAUUUCUGACAACUUAAUGGUCAUAAAGUCUAGCUGCUCCAAGUCAUUUGCUCCCUUCCCAGCUGGGUGUAUGUAUCAUACAGAAGGGGGAUUAAUGAGCUUUGAGCAUCCAAAGAACAAAAUGAAGGCAAUAUCAAGGGUUGAUAGUGAAGGAGUGAUGUGUGGUGCUACAUUUAAAGUUGAUGUGUAUUCAAAGACCACACAAGCAAUGCCUAGGGUUGGAAGUGAAGCUAAUUGGGCUACUUGGGGAUAAGGGGCAUGAUAAUUUCCUUUUGAGUUUUUAAUUUUUAUUGUAUAGAAUAAUCAAAUUCAGAUUGUUGACUUUCACUAUAGAUUUAUCUCUUUGGAAAAAUGUACUUUUAUUAUCUUUUGCCUCUUUAUAAACUAUUGACUAAAUUCCGUGUUUGGUCAAUGUCUUUGCUA